AUGCCCAAGGCCACACAGCAAACAAGUGGUGCAACUCAGCUACAAACCCGGGUUGUUCAGAUAGAAAAGCCUGUGCUCUUAACAACCCCUGUUCUGGCCUGUCCCCCAGGGUUUUACAAGGUGUCCCCACGGCGGCCCCUCUGCUCGCCGUGCCCAGAGCACAGCCGGGCCCUGGAAAACGCCUCCACGUUCUGCGUGUGCCAGGACAGCUACGCGCGCUCGCCCACCGACCCGCCCUCGGCUUCCUGCACCCCCCUGCCCAGGUGGAGAAUCGCACGUUACCUAAUUUCAGGGCCCUGGGAAGAGGAUGAGAUCCGCAGGGACCGGGUGGAGCCCCAGAGCGUGUCCCUGUCGUGGCGGGAGCCCAUCCCCGCUGGAGCCCCUGGGGCGAACGGCACGGAGUACGAGAUCCGAUACUACGAGAAGGGUCAGAGUGAGCAGACAUACUCCACAGUGAAGACAGGGGCGCCUGCAGUCACCGUCACCAACCUGAAGCCAGCUACCCGCUACGUCUUUCAGAUCCGGGCGGCUUCCCCGGGGCCCUCCUGGGAGGCCCAGAGCUUCAACCCCAGCAUCGAAGUGCAGACCCCCGGAGAAGCUACCUCAGAGUCCAGGGACCAGAGCCCUGCAGUUGUCAUCACUGUGGUGACCAUCUCAGCCCUCCUUGUCCUGGGCUCCGUGAUGAGCGUGCUGGCUGUUUGGAGGAGGCCCUGCAGCUAUGGCAAAGGAGGUGGGGGCACCCACGAUGAAGAGGAGCUGUAUUUCCACUUCAAAGUUCCAACACGUCGCACGUUCCUGGACCCCCAGAGCUGUGGGGACCCGCUGCAGGCUGUGCAUCUGUUUGCCAAGGAGCUGGAUGCGAAGAGCGUCACGCUGGAUAGGAGCCUCGGAACAGGGCGGUUUGGAGAGGUGUGCUGUGGCCGCCUGCAGCUCCCCGGCCGCCAGGAGCUGCCCGUGGCUGUGCACACGCUGAGGGAUGGCUGCUCCGACUCGCAGAGGCUCAGCUUCCUGGCCGAGGCCCUCACCCUGGGCCAGUUUGACCAUAGCCACAUCGUGCGGCUGGAGGGUGUCGUCACCCGAGGAAGCACCCUGAUGAUUGUCACUGAGUACAUGAGCCACGGGGCCCUGGAUGGCUUCCUCAGGAGGCAUGAGGGGCAGCUGGCAGCCGGGCAGCUGAUGGGGUUGCUGCCUGGGUUGGCGUCAGCCAUGAAGUAUCUGUCAGAGAUGGGCUACGUCCACCGGGGCCUGGCAGCCCGCUGCGUGCUCAUCAGCAAUGGCCUCGUCUGCAAGAUCUCUGGCUUUGGGCGGGGGCCCCGGGACCGAGCAGAAGCUGUCUACACCACCAUGAGUGGCCGGAGCCCGGCGCUGUGGGCUGCCCCUGAGACGCUUCAGUUUGGCCACUUCAGCUCUGCCAGUGAUGUGUGGAGCUUUGGCGUCGUCAUGUGGGAGGUGAUGGCCUUUGGGGAGCGGCCCUACUGGGACAUGUCUGGCCAAGAUGUCAUCAAGGCUGUGGAGGAUGGCUUCCGGCUGCCACCCCCCAGGAACUGUCCCUCCCCACUACACCGACUGAUGCUUGACUGCUGGCAGAAGGACCCAGGUGAGCGGCCCAGGUUCUCCCAGAUCCACAGCAUCCUGAGUAAGAUGGUGCAGGAUCCAGAACCUCCGAAGUGUGCUACAACCACCUGUCCCAGGCCUCCUACCCCCCUGGCGGACCGUGCCUUCUCCACCUUCCCCUCUUUUGGCUCUGUGGGUGCGUGGCUGGAGGCCCUGGACCUGUGCCGCUAUAAGGACAGCUUCACUGCAGCUGGCUACGGAAGCCUGGAGGCCGUGACCAAGAUGACUGCCCAAUGGUACAAACUAAAUUGUCCACAGGGAUGAGGUCAGUAACAUCAAGACAGAAGUAAUCUCAUGGGGAUUGCUUUGAACUGAAGAGGACUCAGAGCCAAGGAAAGCUGCUACUCAGCUCCAGCUGACGGUUGGCCUGCAUUGCUAGAUCUUAUUUUUGGAGUCUAGCAAUCUUUGUGAAAUCUCCCAAUUUUUAAAUUGUUAGCAAUUAAUUUGAAAA
This is a messenger RNA of Galeopterus variegatus (Sunda flying lemur), 2065 nucleotides long. Its product is annotated as ephrin type-A receptor 10-like. Gene Ontology annotation, biological process: axon guidance; protein phosphorylation. Lineage: Eukaryota; Metazoa; Chordata; Mammalia; Dermoptera; Cynocephalidae. The record is from RefSeq and is a predicted model, not a curated record. The coding region runs from base 1 to 1878 and encodes 625 amino acids. The transcript has 14 exons. Gene Ontology annotation, cellular component: neuron projection. Gene Ontology annotation, molecular function: ATP binding; transmembrane-ephrin receptor activity; protein binding.